Molecule: messenger RNA, 420 nt
Organism: Caenorhabditis remanei
Lineage: Eukaryota; Metazoa; Nematoda; Chromadorea; Rhabditida; Rhabditidae
Exons: 4
Coding region: 1-420 (139 amino acids)
Source: RefSeq, a predicted model, not a curated record
AUGUUGAUCUACCGUACUUUUCCCCUUUUCUUGGUUUUGAUCUACCAAAUUCACUCGGACCCAAUCAACAUUGAGAUGCUGGUCCGUUGUGAUCCAUCAAUUGCUCAUUACUGCGGAAAAUUGGUCUACUAUGAGGUGGAUUACCAAGGACAGCACGAUGUCUUCAAGACCCACCAGUUUUGUUCGGAUUAUGAGUAUCAGCAAUUUCAGUAUGAGAAAUUCUGGCCUGGAGGCGAUCCGGGAAAGGAAUACGAAUUCAGUUUCACCUUGGAGCACAAUUGCACACAUACCGGCCAACGACUCUGUAUCCGUCCCCACCAAUACGUUCGGAAGUAUAUUGACGGAGAACAAUUCGUGGAAUUCUAUGUGAAGGCGUAUAAUCGGGGAGAGAAUUUCGAUUGCUUAUUGGCCUUGGAUUGA